AUGUAUGCAAGGGGUUUUAAGCCUGACAAAGUUACAUAUGCAACGCUCAGAGUUGGUUUCUGCAAGGAGGGUGAUUUAGAAUCAGCCUUUGGUGUUAGGAAAGAAAUGAUUGAAAGAGGGAUCAAGCUUGACAAUGUAGCCUUCACAGCUCUUAUAUCAGGACUUUGUCGAGACGGGAAUGUAACAGAGGCUGAAAGAACAUUGAGGGAGAUGCUCAAAGAAGGAUUGAAACGGGAUGAUGCUACAUAUACUAUGGUCAUUGAUGGAUUUUGCAAACUGGGGAAUGUUAAGAUGGGUUUUAAGUUGCUGAAGGAGAUGCAGUGUGAUGGGCAUGUACCAAGUGUGGUAACCUAUAAUGUGCUAAUGAAUGGGCUCUGCAAACAGGGGCAGCUUAAAAAUGCUAAUAUGCUCUUGGAUGCUAUGCUUAAUCUAGGGGUGGUUCCAGGAACAGAAAGAGAGGAUGUUAAUCCGAGUAUCUGUUUUGAAUUUUUAGAGACCGAAGGGAAGAGUUCAACGACGGAGCGGCUUUCUUUCGGUGUUCGGCUUGGUCAGCGCAACGAAAGAGGAGUAAAAUGGGAUAAGUUUGAGGAGAAAGACAACGAGAAGUUUGAUAGUUUCUUGAAUCCAGUACGAAAGAAAGGCGCUAAGAUGAGGACGAAGAGCAUGAGUUUGACAGUCGUGGUGACAGAAGUGGUGGUGAUGAUGGUGGCGGUGAAGGUGAAGGUGGUUUUGAGAGUGGGUGUUGGCGGUUUUGAGAGUCGUGGUGGUGGUGGUUUUGAGAGCCAUGGUGACGGCUGGUUGUGA
Messenger RNA from Pistacia vera, 804 nucleotides. Its product is annotated as putative pentatricopeptide repeat-containing protein At1g09680. Bases 1 to 804 code for a protein of 267 amino acids. The transcript is spliced from 4 exons. Gene Ontology annotation, molecular function: protein binding. The record is from RefSeq and is a predicted model, not a curated record. NCBI's taxonomy places the organism in Eukaryota, Viridiplantae, Streptophyta, Magnoliopsida, Sapindales, Anacardiaceae.